Messenger RNA from Rotaria sordida, 1901 nucleotides. Lineage: Eukaryota; Metazoa; Rotifera; Eurotatoria; Philodinida; Philodinidae. The record is from the annotation of a GenBank genome assembly.
AUGCCGAUACCAACUCAUGCCAGUCAAGUAUUUGCUUUUCUUCGUCGGAAAUAUCGAGUUUCACGAAAUACUCGAGCUCUUUGGCAGUUUCAACAAAUAGCUGCUUCUUCAUCAAAUCCAGUGCGCAUUCCAACAUCACAAGAAAUUACACAAUCAUCGGAUGAAAUUGUCCUUGUCUCGGCCUUAGACGAUAAUGGUACACCAAUACUACCAUCAUCAAACAUUAUCUGCACUAGUUCAACACGUUUUUCUUAUUUUACAACACGUUAUAAAUUUGCGUUCAUUCUUGAUAUGACUGAUUCAUGUGCGUCAGUAUCUAUUGAUGGUGGUCAUAUCUAUUUAGAAUCAUUAACAAAUUGUCUAUGUAUACUUUUAUGUUCUCUUGCUCAAACGUUUACAUUACCGGGUUGUGAUUUAAAAUUUCAACCCGAAAUAGAUAUAUCUGUUUAUGUCUAUUUUCCAUUACAUCGUACACCAAGUCAUCAAGUAUUGAUUCAUGGGUAUCGAUUAACUUGGUCAACAUUAAAAACUAUUUGUCAUGAUAUAAUAAACAAUUUAAGAGAAGCUACCGAACUUCUACAUAAUGUCAUAAGUAUUGGUCAAACAUUUUAUCCACAUUCAACAUCGUCGACAAUGGAUUCAGAUGAUAAUAUUAAUUCACAUCUAAAUACAAUUUAUUCAAAUAGUGAAUCAUCAUGUGCUAUUAUAAAUAUGCUUAGUUAUGGUAUAACAGCAUUACAAUUAAUGCCUGAAGAAUCAACAUCAGCAUUAGUUAUCAUAACCGAUGGUAUACUUGAUGUACCAAAUUUAUCAGCAUUUGAAGUCGUUAUGAGACAAAUACGAGCACGUAUAAUAAGUUGUUCAUUUGUUCAAAUUGGUUCAAAUAAUAAUCGACAACAAUCAAUAAAUAAUAAAGUUUUAAAUGCACCCAUAGCUAGUCUAGGACAUGUACCAAAUGAAGAAUUAUUAAAAUUUAUUAGUUUAUCAACAUUUGGUUCAUUUAUCUAUUUCGAUGUUGAUAAUAUUAGUGGUGAUGAAUCAACAUUAUUAACACGUUUAUUUUCUCAUGAAUAUGAAUUAUUAAAUGUUUGUAAAAGAGUAAAUGAAUUUCAAAGUGAACUUUUAUCAUGGGGCUUUCAUAAAGCUGUUGGUGAAUAUAAUAUAUCAUUAUCACAACGAAUAUCGAAUGGAUCAUUGAGUAUUGAUGAUGAAAAUAAUCGAACUAAUAAAUUAAAUGCAACUUGUUUACCAAUGUCAUGUAAAUUAGUUAAUCAAACUGUUCUUCAAACAUCAUUAGAAAAUGUUCUUUCUUUACGUUUACGUGAAGGUUAUACAAUUAGACGUGUUCAAAUUCAAAAAGAUGAAAUUGAAGUUCAUCUUGUUUUACCGUGGCGCUAUGAGAUUCAAAUUUAUUAUACAGCUCGUUCUGUUUGGUCACUUGAAAAGAGUAUAAGAACGGAUAUACGAGUUUAUAAAGAAGCACCAAUGUAUUUUCUUCAAGAAUUAAGUCAAUUAUCUUAUAGUCAAACAUCAAAAGCUGCUAAUAUGGUGCGUAAUAAUCUUAUUCGACGAUAUAAUGAUGUUAUACAAACUGUCUCAGUAGCUGAUCGACAUUUAACAUUAAUUAAUACUUUUUCUCGAAAUCCAUCCUAUUAUCACGUACCUGACACGAUUAAACGUGGAAAACCUAUUUUUUAUUUGACACAAAAUGAUUUACAACAAACAUUAUUAAAUGUUAAAGAUACAGAUCUUCAAGCGUUUGCUGAUUUUUGGCGUCCAAUCGUUAUACUUGACGGAUCACUAUGGCAACGUUUUAUGUAUACACAUAAUUUAACAAUAAUCUUAGUAAAUGAUCCACUUUCAAAUUCAUUAUUUCUUAUGAAUAAUCAUUUAUCACAAUC